AUGGACAGCUCUCGGCUGCGCCUCUGUGCUUCUCCACCUGGCGCGCACAACGCCCGGAUCUGCUGCAGAGGACAAGCGAGGUAACCCGCGCUUUCCUCCAGACCCGCUAGCCGGCCAGCCAGCUCCAGAAAUCAUAGGCUUCAAGUGUUUUCCUUUCCUUUCCACCACCCUCCUUUCCAACAACCGACCACUUUUUUGUGUCGCCCAGCUAACGCAAAGCUGUAUUCCCUUCUAUUGAUUUUACAGGUCCGGAGGAUUCUGGAGACCUUGGAUUCCCACCCCCAAAGAUGCAGAAAGGCAGCGCAGGCGAAACUACAGGGCGGUGAGUGUGUCCAUUCUGAUUAAAGCGGCAACAAUCCCACGUGGGGUGGCUGGAGUGGGGAGUUGUGUUCUCCUGACGAAGCUGGUCGUUGGAUCGUUAACUUUGUGGGUGUGCAGGAGCGAGAAAGGGAAAGUCGUCCUUUCCUUUUCAGGCUGUCAGUUAAACACAAUUCGGGAAAAGUCAUAGAUUUGUAGAGUCGGAAGGGAUUCCAAGGGUCAUCUAGUCCAACCCCCUGCAAUGCAGGAAUCUCAGCCAACGCAACCAUUACAGAGGGCCAGCCAACUUCUGCUCAAAAACCUCCAAGGAAGUCAUAUUGGGAUUUGACAUUAUUUUUAUGUCCUUGCUGCUGCUGCUUCAAUUUAUAUCCCACCCUUCUUCCCAAAGAGCCCAAGUUGGCAAUAGUGAGGGCAACGUCAUGCUUAUUUUGAUGGCAUGCUUUAAUUAAUUAAUUAAUUAGAAAAGUUAUAUAUGUUUUUGGCAAAAAUAAAAAUCCCUAAGCAGGUUACAGACAGGGACGUGGGUGGUGCUGUGGGUUAAACCACAGAGUCUAGGACUUGCCGAUCAGAAGGUCGGCGGUUCUAAUCCCCGCGACAGGGUGAGCUCCCGUUGCUCGGUCCCUGCUCCUGCCAACCUAGCAGUUCGAAAGCACGUCAAAGUGCAAGUAGAUAAAUAGGUACCGCUCCGGUGGGAAAGUAAACGGUGUUUCCAUGCGCUGCCCUGGUUUGCCAGAAGCGGCUUAGUCAUGCUGGCCACAUGACCCAGAAGCUGUACACUGGCUCCCUCGACCAAUAAAGCAAGAUGAGUGCCGCAACCCCAGAGUCGGCCACAACUGGACCUAAUGGUCAGGGGCCUCUUUACCUUUACUUUAAGCAGGUUACAGAAACUGUAAAAUUGAAAUACAGCAAAUACAACCAAGUAAUACAAAUAAGAAUCCAUUAUAAAGGCAUUAUAAAGCUUUGGUCAUUUAAAAAUGCCAAGUCAAUAAUUAAACAGGAUGACACUCUUUUUUGAUAUCUGGAAUGUUGCUUUAUGUUUCUUUCACAAGUGAUACCUGAAUAUGCAUGUCUUAUCUGUCAGGCAAGGCUGGGGAACCUGUGGUCCUUUCAGAUGUUGUUGAAUUCCCAACUCUCAUCCACCCUCAGCUAGCCUGGCCAGUGGUCAGAGAUGAUGGGAGUUGUAGUUCAGCAGCAUCUGGUGGACCACAGAUGGCUAAAACGAAAUCAGCUUCCUUACGUUCCACAAAUUUUCCAUGCUCAGGAAUAGUUUUUAUAUUACUUUUGAAACUGCCCUUUCUGGAUACUGUUAAUCAUUCUGUUUUUGAUCUGUGUCUCCUGUUUAUUACUCCUAGUUGUGCAGCUCUUCUGAGACAGACUCAGCAAAACUCACACAGUAUAUACAUCCAGUCAGGUAAGGUGUAAGCAUUAAUAUUAUUAUUUACAGUUUCUGUUAGGGCCAUUUUCACUAUUUUUUCCCAGCAGGGAAUCAUUAACAGCUGCCUAGUGAGAAGAAUACCAACAGGUGGAAAUGGUUAUGGUGCAGAACAGUGGACACUUUUUGUUAAUUUCAGGCAGCAGCUACAUCAUUGCACUGUCCCUCUGACCCACAAGGCUUUAUGAGGUUGCUGCCUGUAUUGCACACCUGCCUCUCCUGGUGGUCAUAGAAUAGCACGUGGCCCACCUAUUGAAGACCAUGAUUCCUAUGGUGUAUAUUACAAUUCCACAUGAAAGAUGUUCUUCUCUCUCCCAACCCUGCAGUCCUGGGUGAGUUCAUUCGCUGCACCAGAGAACUGUGGACUACAUAGUUUGUGUGGCAGGAUGAGAUAAGUUUGAAAAACUCUCUACCAGAUUGUUCAUCCCCACCCCCUCAGUUGUAUAACUGUUUCUGGUUUUUUCACCCAGGGGAACGGGAAAAUGUACUAUGCAGAGUUGUCAGUAUCAAGCAUCAUGGCAAAGGUUCCAGUGCAAAGCUAACCUUUCUUGUAUGUGUGUAUGUCCUACUCACUAUAUGUGCCCAGGAGCAAUUCAGACCUGCAUUGUUAAAUUUCCCAUCAGAUGCUAUCAAACCAUAUCUGGUGUUUGAGUUGUCAGAGGUAUCUGUUUGACCUUGUACAACAAUAAUUGUGUUUGAGGGCUUACAUAGCUUCUGUUUUACUAAUUCUAGAGUUUUGCAGAAUGUAUGUUUAAGUAUUCUGGCCAAGGACAAGAAAUUUUCACAAGGGUGGGGAACUAGGUUGCAGACUGAAGUGAUGGGCCCACUAAGCAGCUCCUGCGGAACCAAAGUUCUGUGUCAUCACUAAGAAUGUAGUACAUUUACGCCUUUUGCAGUACAAGAGCAGAGCUAUUACCAGUACCAAACCAUUCAGAAAGGUUUGCAGCAUCAUUUAAUAUUUAAUUGUAGGGAAACUUUAGGUGUGAAAUGCCGCUAGUUACAUUUAGGCAUAAGUAGGGCCUGUUUUCUCAUUAAACUUCCAUUUCCUGCUGGACUUUUGUAGCUCUAGUAAAUGGAGUAUCAGAGUGCAGCCACAUUUUAUAGCUCCUAACUCUGGUUUGCAUCCAAUGGUACCCACCAUGUAAGCCGAAAGAAGAUCCACUUGCUUAAGGUGAAGUAUCCAAUCUCCACCAAUUACCUCUUACGCAUGUACUCUAAAACCUAAAGAAGUAAUUUUCAGCAAAAGUUAUUUCACAUUAACCCUAGGUCAACUAGACUGAAAUGAAUCCCUGAAAUAUUAAAUUAACAGAACAGGUUGUCUCUGUGUGUUUUUAGGUUAUUCUGGCCCAAAUCAAGGUGCUUUGACUACUUGUAUCAAGAAGCUGAAGCACUUCUGAAGAACUUUCCUGUCCAAGCCACAAUUUCCUUCUAUGAAGAUUCAGAGAAUGAGGAAGAUAGUGAUGACUCGGAACAUGAUUCUGGAGCAGAAUUGGAUUCUUAA
This is a messenger RNA of Podarcis lilfordi (Lilford's wall lizard), 3251 nucleotides long. The record is from the annotation of a GenBank genome assembly. NCBI's taxonomy places the organism in Eukaryota, Metazoa, Chordata, Lepidosauria, Squamata, Lacertidae.